AUGUUGUACAUGGGAUUAUUGAUUAAUACUUUCGUGAUUUUUUCAUCGUUUGCAACAGAUGAUCGUAAACUAUACUUUCCUCCACCAAUGUCGACCAUCAAUGAUACCUUAACUUGCAUAAAAGGAUAUGGAAGCAAUUCCACAAUCAAUUGUAAUGGAGCACGCUUUGUUAAAACCCGUGGAUUCUAUCAACCUUGUUCCCGUCACUCACAUUGCUAUAAAUCGAGAGAGCCUUCCGAUUGGUGCAUAAUGAGCUCCAACUAUAGAUGGAUGAAUGCCGGAUGCCAUUGCGACAAAAAGCUCAAAAGCUGUUUGAUUGAAAGAUAUGAUUCUGAAACUCGUGGACAUGAAUGGGCUUAUUGCGUUCCCAACAGCGAAUUCUUCUGUGAUAACUGGAUUGAUUCAAGAAAGAACACCAUACCCAAUUAG
This is a messenger RNA of Auanema sp. JU1783, 429 nucleotides long. The record is from the annotation of a GenBank genome assembly. NCBI's taxonomy places the organism in Eukaryota, Metazoa, Nematoda, Chromadorea, Rhabditida, Rhabditidae.